This is a messenger RNA of Neospora caninum, 1824 nucleotides long. RefSeq lists its product as hypothetical. NCBI's taxonomy places the organism in Eukaryota, Apicomplexa, Conoidasida, Eucoccidiorida, Sarcocystidae. Bases 1 to 1824 code for a protein of 607 amino acids. The transcript has 15 exons. The record is from RefSeq and is a predicted model, not a curated record. Gene Ontology annotation, molecular function: phosphatidylinositol binding; protein binding.
AUGGAUAUUUCGAGGCUCAAGGUCGCAGUGCCAAGCUACCAAAUCACCGAGGAGAAUGGUCCGGUGGCCUACGCCAUCGCCGUAGAGUACGGCAAGCUGUCGUGGGAUGUCUGGCGUCGUUACAGUCAGUUCGCCCAACUGUACCGGGCCCUAGAUCGAGAUGGCUACUGUGCGCUGCCGCCUCUGCCAGGCAAGACACUCGCCGGAGCCCCGUACGAUCCCCGGCUGUUGGCGGAUCGACGACACAGGCUGCAGUAUUUUCUCCUGGCCAGUCUGAACGUUCCGCCGUUGCGCCCGUGGUGCGUGUGCACCACCGGUGCACAGCGCUUCGCCGUCUCUUCGCUUGUCUAUUCACGCUCGAGCAGGGUCGUCAUCGUUGGGCAUGAAGAUAAAACAGGGUUAUCCCGUCUCGGACGUCUCUGGAGUCUCGUGGAACCGGACGAGUUCGGCAUGAUCAACGUCUGGGCCGUUGAUUCCAACAUGGACUCUCCAUCCCUCAUGCAGUCCAUCAAGACCCAACCGAAGGUUCGUUGCAUGUUUUACGAUGAGCCGAGCAAUCAACUCUUCGUCGGACAAGAUGACGGCAAAGUUUCGGUGUACGUCUUGGACACUGACGAGUUGAAACUAGAGAAGAUCAAAGACCUCGAUCUCCACACGGCAGCUGUCAUGCACCUGGCUCAAGGAAAAUCGAAGCAGAAGCGGCUUCUGUCUCUCGGCUUCGACGGCGCGAUUCGCGUCAUCGACAUCGCCACACAUCAGAUGCUCUCAGGCGGGCGACUGACGCGGCGGCUGGGAGCGGGAGCGCACCUGACCGUCGGGCACUUUGACGACGAGACCGACACAGUGUAUCUAGGGACGUCGGGGGGCCAAGUUCUUGUAUUUGCAGUAAAAAGCAAUCCCCCCUCGUUCAUUCAAGGCCUUACAGUCCACCCGGUCUAUCCAGUGGAGACGCUUAUUGUCGAUAAACAGUACAUGUUCCUCGGCCAUGGAGAGUACGUGUCGGUGAUAAGCGUGGAGCAGAGGCGUACCGAACAGAAGUUCUCGAAAGUCGCCGUGCUGACGCUAAAGGAGAACCCGUCCCCAGUACUCUCCAUGGUCUACGACCCAACCGAGAAACGGCUCCUCGUCGGCUACGAUCCGGCGAUCGCGUGGUGGUCAAUUGAAAGCGGCCAACCUCUCUGCGUAUGGGAAGGACACGGCGGAGGGGUUCAUCAGCUGCUGCUCACAGACCGGAGUGACAUUAUCAUUUCCGGAGGAGAUAGUGGCAACACCAAGGUGUGGCGACUUCCGCCGGCUCAGGAUCUCCGUCUCUGGCAGCCGCCGGCUGCAGAGGAGCAACGCGGCGGAGGAGAGUCGGUUAGCGGCUGGCGAGAGGCAGACGAAACCACGAGUUUCUCUUUGACGCGAGAUGAAGAUGAAGACGAAUCGAUGCAAGUGGGGUUUGCUCAUCAGAAGCGGCCUGGGACCCACCAUCCGCAGGGAUACGAGCCAGUGGCCAUCGGGCGCAGCAGCAACAGCCAGAGUCCAUGCGGUGCUAAAGACGUUUUUGGCGUCGUCCAGUCAGACGACUAUGACACAGCGGAGAGAAGUGGUCACGUGAGGGCUGCUAAUGGGAGAGGGACAAGUCGAUCUGCUCUGUGUAGGGAUGAUCCCAUAGGCUCACGAACUACAGGAGACGAGGAGGGUGAAAACGCCCUUCCAGCGUCAGCAUCAGCCCUGAGCAGCUCUGCUGCCCCAUCGAAAGAAAAAUUCCCGACGCCAUUCGAACCGAAAAGUGACGACGAUGACGAGGAUUUGGAUGACUUACGCAGUGCCUUUUCAUAA